GGAAGGUUCUAGAAGAGACUUGAGAGACUCCUGUAAAGAUGGAACAGCAGGAGGAGGGGACUGAGCCCGAAGGGAACAGGCCGCCCUUGUCUUCCCCUGGGACGGAAUUUUGGCCACCUGCACCUUUUCCAGCCUUGCCACCUUUUCCCCUGGGCACCCCAGAUCCAGCCCACUUGGGGCUCCCUGAAAGCCUGGCUUCUGUCACCAUCCCCAUCCGCCUGGACGCCCUCUCUUACCUCCUGCACAGUGCUCUGCUGGGGGCCUACAACCUUCAACAGUCCUUGCCCUCCUGCCCCUGCACCACCCAAGCAUGCUGCCCCCAGCCAGGCACCGCCAUCAGGCCAUCCAGGGGACGCAGGGGCUGGGGCGUCCAGCGCAGGCUAGGCCGGGGCCAGGGCCCACAGCAAUGGCGACCUGGCAGGGCUGAGAAUCCAGAGAGGGGCUGGCUGGGGAGGUCUGGGGCUGGCCCCAAGACUCCUCCAGUGAUCCCAGCAUCACCACCAAUACUGCCCAGACACGAUGAGAAGAAGGAAGACAGAGAUCAGGAGUCAUCCCAGGACAUGCCGCCUGCUGUAGCAGAAGACUGGGAGGCAGAGUACUAG
This is a messenger RNA of Nyctereutes procyonoides (raccoon dog), 602 nucleotides long. RefSeq names its product chromosome unknown C19orf84 homolog (gene CUNH19orf84). Lineage: Eukaryota; Metazoa; Chordata; Mammalia; Carnivora; Canidae. The transcript has 2 exons. The record is from RefSeq and is a predicted model, not a curated record. Bases 39 to 602 code for a protein of 187 amino acids.